Messenger RNA from Phytophthora nicotianae INRA-310, 426 nucleotides. RefSeq lists its product as hypothetical. Gene Ontology annotation, cellular component: Arp2/3 protein complex; cytoplasm; actin cytoskeleton. NCBI's taxonomy places the organism in Eukaryota, Oomycota, Peronosporomycetes, Peronosporales, Peronosporaceae. The record is from RefSeq and is a predicted model, not a curated record. Gene Ontology annotation, molecular function: actin filament binding. Gene Ontology annotation, biological process: Arp2/3 complex-mediated actin nucleation; regulation of actin filament polymerization. The transcript has a single exon. Bases 1 to 426 code for a protein of 141 amino acids.
AUGCGCUUUGUGACACUCAUACAAAGUCCAAGAGAAGCUAAAGUGAAGAUGGCGGACGAAGCCCAGAUCGCGGCGGCCGUGCAGGCCCGCGCCACGCAAGUACAGGGGCUGCUGGCGCAGCGUAAGAACGAGGAGGCGGUACGCGCAGCACUGGAGGACCCGCCGCUUCUGUCCAAGAAUGAUGCGGUGAAGGACGAGAACGCCAAGGUUGUGAUGGCAGCGCUUGUUGCCUGCAACAAGGGCGAGAUGCAGCGCGCUAUCGACUCGCUCCCCAGUCCGCUGGAAGACAACCUCAUGAAGUACAUUAUGCGCUUUCUGGGCAUCGCGUCGCAGAGCGCGGCCAUGCUUGACUGGCACCAGAAGCUGGUGGCCAAAGCUGGAUCUGGCUGCGUCAUGCGAGCCUUCACCGAACGGAAGCAAGUUUGA